Molecule: messenger RNA, 531 nt
Organism: Entrophospora sp. SA101
Lineage: Eukaryota; Fungi; Glomeromycota; Glomeromycetes; Entrophosporales; Entrophosporaceae
Source: the annotation of a GenBank genome assembly
AUGAGUUUGAAAACUUACGUUACAAAUAAAGUUGUAGAUCAUGUUUUAGAGAAAACAUCCAACAUACCCAAUGCACCACCCAAUGCAAAAAUAGCCAAUAAUUUCAACAAUUACAUUAAUACUGGAUUAACAGAAAAAGAGGCAAAAACAUUAAAAAUUGUUAAAAAAAGAGCACAUUAUUUAGAUAAUGGAUUUUGUUCGAUUUGUGGAAUUAGAAUUGGACUAGAACCAAUUAUUGGAUGUUUACCAGUUAUUGGUGAUUUUAUGGGGGUUUGGUUAUCACUAAUGUUGGUGAAGAAAUCAAGAGAGAUUAAUUUACCACAAUUUCUCAUAUUUCUAAUGUUGUUGAAUAUAUUUGUUGACUUUAUGUUGAGCUUAACACCAUUUUUGGGAGAUUUUAUAGAUUUUUUAUAUAAAGCGAAUUCAAGGAAUGUAAUAAUAUUAGAACAAUAUUUGAUUUCAAAAACAAAAAACAAAACUUCAAAGAUUGAAAAUGGUUCAAUUGGAUUUCAAGAGAAACAAAAUAAUUAA